AUAUUUAGUCUUGAAACUGACCUAGAACCAAGAGCAGGGGACUGGAAAUAUAUACAUAAUAUUGAUAGUUAUACAAGAUGAUUUUCAAAGUGUUACUGAGUUGUGUCCUGGUUGGGUUAGUGAGGGGAGAAGAGAGUAGCGAAGUGACCGGCAGAUCGGAGAGUUCUCUGCUCUCCUAUUGGCUCAAUCCGUUCGCAGUUUCCAAGUUCACGUGUGUAGGUGUCACCCUGUUUGAGAACACUGCUAACUCUGCCCUGUACACCUAUGAGCUUGAUGUUUGUUUCCUCGCUGCUCUGGCUGGAAAAAUUGCUUUCCCCUGGGUUUACUUCUAUCUCACCGGCAAAUCUUUGAUGACCGCUUUCGGAUUUGGUCGUCAACCUGCCAAGAGAAAGUUUGGUUAUGAGAAGGAACAGUUAAUUGAUUUCAAGAACCCCUACCAGGGAUACCAGGGGGCAGAAGCAAAAUCUGACGAUGAACUGAGUUUCCAGGAUCAAAUCUCAGAAGUUUUCUCCGAGAUGGGAUCCGCCUUCAAGAAGGUUAAGAACCCCAGAGGGUUACAGGAGGAGGAAGAGAACCUACAGGGUUCAAAACUUCGUCACAAAUAUUCAAGAUAAAACAACCAAUUCCAACCUCAACCUUGAAACCUAUAGUUGGUUAGAUAGAUAUAUACCUGAAAUAUUCUCUAGUCUUUUUGCAUUUAAAAAAAAUUCAGCUUUACUUAUGACAGCGAGAAUUUAAUAUCCUCUUACAAAAGUUUAAGACUGAUUUUUAACCUAAAGUUUUAUUAAAUAAUAAUAGGAAAAUGUUCCUUCUACAGUCUGUACCUUACAACUUUAUUCUCACAAUUGACAAUAAAAGCAUUAAAAUGCAAAGAUAAAAUUUAAAAAUGAUAGGUUUAUUAAUGGUCACAAAUCUUUCGAACGCUAACAAAACCCUUAAAAUAAUUUUACCACGUUAAAUAUUUGAAUAAUACAUGCAUAUUAUUUUGUUAAUGUUAGAUCUAGUACAUACGAUGUAUGCCAACCUUGUUAAAAAUAAAUGUU
Eurytemora carolleeae is the source of this 1043-nucleotide messenger RNA. RefSeq lists its product as uncharacterized. Lineage: Eukaryota; Metazoa; Arthropoda; Copepoda; Calanoida; Temoridae. The record is from RefSeq and is a predicted model, not a curated record. The transcript has 5 exons. The coding region runs from base 78 to 614 and encodes 178 amino acids.